AUGUUCACAAUACGCCAAUCCUCUUUCCGCGUGGCUCGUCUUUCCGGAGCUCGCUCGUUGUCCAACUCUUCUCGAGUGCUCAGUGGUCACCACCACGCUGAACACCAUGAUGAACAUCACGAUGAUCACGGCCACCACCAUCAUGGUCCAGAACUAGCAGAAGAACAACAUCUUCUUAAUCCAUGGACCCGCUACUUGCUUGCUGCUAGUGCCGGUAUCUUUGGUAUUUACUAUUUCAACAAAUCUUAUGAAGAAAAGAUGGGCAAGACAGUAUUACAAUCCAUCAUGGGUGCUCAAACUACUGCUGAAGAAACAGAAGUCCAACAAAAAGCUUACUUUGACCGUGUGGCUGCCACCCAGAGCUUGUUCAAGUUGUUCCAAUUGAACCAACCGGAAAAAGUUUUCCAUGAACUUACCAAUGAAAGAGUUAUUCCUCGUGGAUCUACCAGAAGUCUUGUGCCUGGUACAUACAUCGAUCCAGAAGAAGUGGGUGCUAGAAGGGAACGUACCAAAUAUUUCAAAGAUUUAUAA
This is a messenger RNA of Saccharomycopsis crataegensis, 531 nucleotides long. RefSeq lists its product as uncharacterized. The coding region runs from base 1 to 531 and encodes 176 amino acids. NCBI's taxonomy places the organism in Eukaryota, Fungi, Ascomycota, Saccharomycetes, Ascoideales, Saccharomycopsidaceae. The record is from RefSeq and is a predicted model, not a curated record. The transcript has a single exon.